AUGGGAUUUGGUGAAGAAACUGGAUCUCAGCAUAGGAAUAUGACAAGCUCUGAUCCUUUGGAUGAAGAAGCUUGGCUGCAAAUAAUGUUCGGUCUUCCAAAUCAAUCCACUUCUUCAAACCAGCUAUCAAUACCCGCUGCAUCAAACACAAUCCAUUCUGUAACUCCUUUUGGUUUCGAAUCAUCCAUCCAGGCUCACUUUGGGCCAUUUCUGCCUCGCACAUCUUCUGAGGAAAUUUGCAGAGAAGAUCUUUUGCCACAUCAGCAAUUAAAUGUAAAUCAUGCUGAAUUGAAUCCAUCAGGUGCUGCAGCUACAACAUCACUUCCCUUUGCAAUACAAGCCUGUAAUUUGAAGGGCAGUAAUAUCUCUCGAGAAGCUUGCGUGGUUGGAAGAAACCAGACUCAAGGCGAGGACUAUAAUUUCCUUGAGCUCUUUUUUACUUUUGGUUAUAUUGUCCUGGAGGGUCUCCAACAGAAGCUAGGCAUCCUAGACAUGCAUCUUGCUGUAAUUAAGCAGAACACAGCAUUUUGCCAUGGCCGGUGCAUGAAUGAAAACGAUGAUAAGGAACUAAAGAAAGUUUCAGACAGUCAAAAAAAGCUAGUUGUUUCUCCUGACUUGUUGCCCCAUUCUUGUGUAAUUUCUGGAACAAAUUUCCACUCUUUGGUUGUUUUCUUUAGGGCCUCAUCUUCCCGGUGGUUAUUGAAUGUUAAUGGUCAGAAGGUGUAG
Molecule: messenger RNA, 726 nt
Organism: Dovyalis caffra
Lineage: Eukaryota; Viridiplantae; Streptophyta; Magnoliopsida; Malpighiales; Salicaceae
Source: the annotation of a GenBank genome assembly